Setaria italica (foxtail millet) is the source of this 2885-nucleotide messenger RNA. RefSeq lists its product as uncharacterized. Gene Ontology annotation, molecular function: protein binding. NCBI's taxonomy places the organism in Eukaryota, Viridiplantae, Streptophyta, Magnoliopsida, Poales, Poaceae. Bases 305 to 2431 code for a protein of 708 amino acids. Gene Ontology annotation, biological process: response to endoplasmic reticulum stress. The transcript has 11 exons. The record is from RefSeq and is a predicted model, not a curated record.
GAUCCCUCCCCUCCCCUCCGCGCCUCGAUCUGGGCCCGACCCAUGCUGGUUUCCCCCCGUUUCGGUGGGGUUUUAGGAGGGUUUUGUGGUCGGGGACGAUGUGGGCACGGAUCGGCGCUCGCUUGUGUGCGGGUGGCGCGGCGGGCGAUCCGGCGCCGUUUGGAGUAGUUUGGGGGGCUAGGGUUUGUGGAGGUGGGGCGGAAUGCGCAAACAUGGGUUGCAACUGAUUGAUUGAGGUGGUGAUUUUUGGGGGUGGAGUUUGCGAGCUUUAUAGCUGCGGAACUGCGAUUACAAUCCCACGAGAAUGGGUGCUGGAAGGAAGACUGAGACUUUUUAUGCUGGAACACCAAGUACACCGGCACGAACCAAUGCAUGGUAUGGGACCUAUUCUGUUGCUGCUCGUAAUCUCCGAGAAGAUGAGCUAGGAGGAGUGAUCUUCGGUUGCAAACACAACACGAUGAAUGAAUGCCUCACUAAACAGUUGUUUGGUUUGCCUUCAGGCCAUAUCUCAUAUGUGAAGAAUGUUAAACCUGGCAUGCCUCUAUUUCUGUUCAAUUAUAGUGACCGAAAAAUGCAUGGAAUUUUUGAGGCUGCAUGUGCUGGCAAGCUUAACAUUGAUCAAUUUGCUUGGAGUGAUGGUGGUAGAAUAAAGACACAAUUUCCUGCACAGGUCCUUGUCUCUAUGAAGACUCAGUGCUAUCCAGUUCCAGAGUCUCACUUCAAAAGUGUGAUCAGUGACAAUUACCAUAGACCUCGGCACUUUUACUUUGAGCUAGACCAUGCACAAACAAGUGCUUUGAUAUCUUUGUUUAAACCUGCCCCUGUUCAUGAUGUUGCAAACAAAUGGGAUCCUUCAAAAUCUCUGCAAUCUCCAACAACCAAAGCAUAUCUUAAUCCUGGCCCAACAAAGUCUGAGUUCUAUACAAAGGAUCUUGAUCCAUUUGGUGUUUCAUCUGAAUCGCACUGUGUUGCCCCUUAUAAGUUGGCUGAUCCAGAAGGUGAAUAUGCUAGUGCUUGUAGAACAUCAACAAUCCACCUUGACAAUGAGUCUUCUAAAUGGGAUGACUUGGAUGAUGCUGCGACCAAGGAAGGAACAGAAUCUGUCAACGACGACCAUCAACAUACCAAUCCACCACGUGAAGAACAGCAUGACACAGUGGCUGUUAGGCAGAAGUUACAAGAACUGUUUGUUUUGCGACAGCAGGAGGCCCAAUCCUCCAAUGGCACUGUUGAUUCUGCUUCAGAUAAAUCAAUGCCUCAAGAAGCACAGUAUGGUGCUGCUCUCCCAACAGACCCACCUGAUUCCACCUCAAAGGCUGAUGCAUCUAUUGAAGACCUGACAUCAUUGGGGAAAUAUCAUGGAAAUGCUGAGCUGCUCCACAUCAUCAAUGAAUUAUCCAAGAGAACCCGAGCAAUGGAGAAAAAGCUGGUUGAGUCGGAUAAAGAAAAACUGUUUCUGAGGGAAUCAGUAAAGGACGCAGAAAGAAAAGUUCAGCAACUGGAAUACAAGUUUGAAAAACUACAAUUAAACUAUAACUCUUUAGCGCCACUCGUUGGUGGACCAUAUGAUAAUGUGGAAGGACCAUCAAUAUUUAUACUGGGUGGCUACAGGGGGAGUACUUGCUUAUCAUCACUGGAUGCCUUUUGCCCCAGAACAGACAGACUAGUGCCAUUAUGUCCAAUGAGCUCAGCCCGUGCAUAUGCAGCUGCUGCUGCACUGAACAAUAAUAUCUAUAUUUUUGGCGGUGGGGAUGGCAGUACAUGGUAUCACUCAGUGGAAUACUACAGCAGGGGAGAGAACCAAUGGAUGACAUGCCCACGCUUGAAACACAAGAAAGGAAGCCUUGCUGGAACUACGCUGAAUGAUAAAAUAUUUGCAAUUGGUGGGGGAGAUGGAUCUGUGGUUUUUUCAGAAGUGGAGAUGUUUGAUCCAGCACUUGGGAGAUGGAUAGACAGUCUGUCUAUGCGGCAAAAUCGAUUUGCUCCUGCUGCAGCUGUAUUUAACGGCUCUCUCUAUGUAACUGGUGGUUAUGAUGGCAAUAUGUACUUACAAUCAGCAGAAAGGUAUGAUCCAAGGGAAGGUUUCUGGGCUCUGCUUCCAAGUAUGAGUGUAAGAAGAGGUUCCCACUCAGUAGCUGUCUUGGGGGAAGCACUAUACGCUGUGGGAGGGUAUGAUGGAAGCAAUAGGAUCUCUACCGUAGAGAUUUUUGACUCACGUGCCAAUUCAUGGAGGAUGGGCAGCCCAUUCAGCAUCGCGAGAGGAUAUGGGUGUGCGAUUACAAUGGAUGAUAAUUUGUUCUACAUUGGUGGCAUCAACGAUGCUGGAGAAACCAUCGAUACUGUGGAAGUUUACAAUGAGAGGCAAGGCUGGUCAGUCUCGGGUUGCCAAUCGGUAGGGGGGAGGGGCUUUGCCUGUGCUAUUGCCGUUUGACAGGACUGCGGGUCUCAUCGUGCCAGUCUUCUCCAGAGUUGUCGAUCAGCCCUUUGCCUGUUCUGUACAUUGCGAUACCUAGGUCAGAGUAUCUUCUCGGCUUCUCCCCAAUAGUCACUGGGUUGAGAAAUUUUGCCCCCUCCUUCCCCCCGUCAACUGAUAUACAGACAAAGCCAUUCCCGUAGUAUAGCACCACCAAAUGGCUAAGGCCACCCGUAGCAUGUUCUGCUACGUGUUCAGGCAGUUUGCUGAUGUUGUGGCGAUUUUGAGAAUCUAUACAUGGUAGGCGAUGAGACGUAGAUGGUGCGGGAGCUAUUUGAAUUCUGAUGUUAGGAGAAGUGAGUUUUGGAGCAUCGUUUUGUUGCUAUGCAAUUGUGGAUAUGAUUGUUGCAAGGGAAUCGUUGGGAUCGCUUUCCAGUUUGUGCCGGUAAACCGAUAGCAUUACUAUUUUCUC